Messenger RNA from Poecilia latipinna (sailfin molly), 1184 nucleotides. RefSeq lists its product as uncharacterized. NCBI's taxonomy places the organism in Eukaryota, Metazoa, Chordata, Actinopteri, Cyprinodontiformes, Poeciliidae. The record is from RefSeq and is a predicted model, not a curated record. The transcript has 7 exons. The coding region runs from base 1 to 915 and encodes 304 amino acids.
AUGUCCUUACUGAAAGGCCUUGAAUCUGCCCAGCAACUGAUGACACUGCCCUGUCCCCCGCCACCUGAGGGGGGGGCUCGCAGCAGGGGGAAGGCUCUGAAGGCGGAGACCAGGUCAGGGAUGGAGGAGACGGAGUCGCUGCUCAGAUCCCUGCAGGACCGAGUCCAACACGUCCAACACAGGAGAGACAGAGUCACAGCGCUGCUGCAGCUGCUGCACAUCAAGCGGCAGCAUCAGGAUCAGCUCGUUGUGUCACUGCUGAAGGCUCAGAAUGCUUUGCAGUCAUGUGACCGCCAGCUGGCACAGCUGAGGGCGGAGUCAGAGGCGGUGCUCCAUCAGCUGGUGUUAUGGCGGUGCCUCAGAGACCGGCUGCAGGAACACGCCACCGCCACACAGGCAGUGAUGCAGAUCCAGCUCAUCUCUGUCGACCAAUCAGAGCUGCUGCUGGAGAUCAGGCCACGCCUCCUUUCCCAGCCAUCAGCCAAUGAGCUGCAGCCCCCGAGGCUGGCGGUCAGCUGGCGCCAUGACGACAGAUUCACCCUGCAGGCUGGGGAGGAGUUAGCCGGGCAGGUGGAGGGCUGCGGGUCCGGACGUUGCGACGUGCUGAGCGCCGCCCUGCUGGACGUCCUGCAGAGCUACACGGGCCAGGCGGCGCUGCUGGCCGAGAUCCACAGCCUCAGGGCCAGCUUUGCCAUCGACUGGCGCCCGGCGCAGCGCCUGCUAGUCUACCUGAAGUCGGCGGUGCUGGUUUGCCAUCUGCAGGUGGAGGACGGCUACCCGGCAGCCGGGUCGGCCCGGCUCAGCUUGGUGCUGCGGGACGGACGGCCGGUGGACACGGAGGGACUGAAGCCUCAUAAAGCUGAACUCUCUCUGACCGACUGGCUGGUUUUCCUCUGCAGCAGUCCGCUCAUCUGAAGGAGGGACAAGCUGUCCUCCACACUGUCCUCCAGUCUGUCUCAGUCUGUCCUCCAUUCUGUCUGUCCUCCACACUGUCCUCCAGUCUGUCUCAGUCUGUCCUCCAUUCUGUCUGUCCUCCACACUGUCCUCCAGACUGUCUCAGUCUGUCCUCCAGUCUCUCAGUUUUUUCUCCCUUUUCUCUUUUCUUCUUUGUGUUACUUUGAUAUAAAAUAAUAAAAUAAGUUCUAUAACCACAGUAACUGAUUAAAUUUCCACACAUGAAAAUA